CUCCGAUACUUGGCCUUUUUCUUUCGUUUUCUUGUAAAGGCCGGCUUGUUUUUGGAAAACCCAGGUCUGUAAUCAGUUACUCUCUAUUAGAUCCUCUUUUAUAUAUAUAGCUUAUACAAAAAUUGUAGAUUAAAUAAAAAUGGGUAGUGGAGAAAAAAGCCUAAAGUUAUUUCAGCUUAUUCAUCACAAUAACGGUCACCACCAUGGGACCAAAAAUAAGGGUGUAAUCAGAGACGUUCCAAAAGGGUGCUUGGCAAUCAUAGUGGGAUCACAAAAUGAAGAACAACAGAGAUUUGUGGUGCCUGUGAUGUACUUUAAUCACCCUUUGUUCAUGCAAUUGUUGAAGGAGGCUGAAGAAGAAUAUGGAUUUGAUCAAAAGGGAACUAUCACCAUUCCUUGCCACGUGGAGGAGUUUAGGUACGUUCAAGGCUUGAUUGAUAGGGAAAAAUCCUAUCACCACCAUCACAACCACCACCAUCUUCAUCAUGUUACUGCUUGCUUUAGGGUUUGAAAUAAAUUUAAUCUUUUUUUUUUGUAAAUUUGGGGAAUUAUUGUUUUUUUUUAUUUUCCUUUUUCUUUUUCCCUAUUUAGUUGGAUGGUGAUGACAAAUGUGAUGUUUUCAUGACGGAAAAAAUGUUGAAAUUAAAGACAUUGCUUUUUAGCAGUUUAUUAGUGAUUUCUUUCACUUUUUGAAAAGAAAGAAAGGGAAGAAACGUUUUUAAUCA
Messenger RNA from Cannabis sativa, 725 nucleotides. Its product is annotated as auxin-responsive protein SAUR32-like. NCBI's taxonomy places the organism in Eukaryota, Viridiplantae, Streptophyta, Magnoliopsida, Rosales, Cannabaceae. The transcript has a single exon. Bases 140 to 511 code for a protein of 123 amino acids. Gene Ontology annotation, biological process: response to auxin. The record is from RefSeq and is a predicted model, not a curated record.